AGUCUAGGAUUCACGGUCUGCCUGGCUUGUUGUAUUGUCGGUCUCACUCUCUAGAUCUCUAUUCUUGACUGAUGACGGUAUCUCGACUCUCUCUUCCCGGACCACAGCGAAUCAAAGUGACUGCUCGCCGCUCACCAUGUCGGCAAAGCGUUUUGGAAACGUUGCUGUCAGUGAAAUCAAAGACUUCCGGAGGUUCCGACAUAUUCAUUGGCGAGCACCAACCGUUAUGGGCGCUGGUUUCCUCGCCGGCAUUACCCUCAUGGCGUCGCACCACGCAUUAUACCAGAGCCUCAGUGGGCAACCUGCAGACAACGCUCUAUUGCAGCUGUGGGCUAUUCGUGCGGGCACCGCGCUGGCCUUCCUGUCCAGGCUCUGUCUAGCUGUCGGGACGGGAGUCGCGUAUGAUCAGUGGAUGUGGGUCAAUCUGCACGCGAAGCCGCACGAAAUCGGCUCUUUGGACUCGAUGUUUGCGAUAUUGGGCAAUGCUUUCGAGUUUCUGGCUGUUCGCAUAUGGUGGCGGAGGCCAAUUCUUGCCCUUUUGGCAGCUAUGACUUGGCUCCUCCCAAUCUCUGCCAUCAUCACUCCAGGCACCCUCUCUGUGCAGCCUGUCCUGGUCUCCGAAACCGGGGCUCUAGUCGUCCCUCAGCGGUCCUUCACAACUGACAGCAACCUCUUCUGCGGCGUCAUAACUGACGCCAACACAACAACCUACGCCUCCAUGUCCACGGGCCUGUCGAAUCCGACGUUCGCCACAGUCCUCUCCAACAGUGUUCUUCCGCUCGAGUCCUCCAGCACAAACCUAACCUUCAACCUUCAAUUCUUCGGCCCGGCCGUCAGCUGCGACAUGUCGAGCGACGAAGAAUUUUCAUGGGCCAAAAGGGCCAUGCUCGAGUACGAGAAUAUGACGGACACGAGAGUGUUCUAUUUUGGCUGGGCACCUCAGCCCGGAUGGGGACCUGACGUGAAUGGCUCAUUCUUCGCCUCCACGGACGUGCAGAUCGGGAACAACCGAUUAGAUUUUGUCUCGAAAGACGCUGCUCGGGUGUUUAUUUAUCUCAACACCACGGGCGUCGACGAGUCAGGCAACCGCAUCCCAGACUUUGUCGGCAAAGCAGAGGCGCAGAUGAUGACCUGUGCAUUGUACAACGCGUCCUACGACGCUCAUUUCGAGGUGAAGAGCACGGGCGCACAAUUCGUCACCGCCUCUCCAAAGUUCGAGAAUUGGAUGCCGGCGCUCAGCUCGAUGGAGGGGACGCUACAGGAUCCUCGGGUCCGUCAACAGAUGAACAUGCAAGCCGUCAUGGAAUCCUUUGUCAUGAUGAUCGGUGGGCCCAUCACGUACUCCAACGACAUCUCUUUCCCGACGACCAACUCCGUCUACGCUCCCGGAAUGAAUCAGGCCUUGUUCCCUGCGCGGCCGGGCCUGAACCAAACGGACUUGACGCUCCUUCAGGCCAAGCAGAAUGAGAUGCUGUUUCGGAACAUUACGCUGAGCAUGCGGUACGGCGUUGUCUCUGGGACCGUUGGUGAAGACCAGACAACAGCCUCAGCGGUGCGACAAAGGUUCGAAUCACAGUUUGUCUAUGAGCCGCGAGCACUGCUCGUGGCUUAUGGACUAAGCGCUUUCUUCGCACUGAUCUGUGUCCUGUUGGGUGUGCACGCGUUGCUCCACAACGGCGCUUCGUACACGAAUUCAUUCUCGACCAUCGUGAGAGUUACGAGAGAUCCGGCUCUUUCGCGACUGAUCGCGGACGAAGGUGAUCUUCAGGGUGCCGAGCCGGUGCCGAAACAUAUUCACAGGGCAGAGGUGCGGUUGGGCAGGAGCGCGAAGUCUGUCUCGCCGAGUUACUCUUCCAGCUGGAUUUGAGGACAUUCACCGUA
This is a messenger RNA of Cladophialophora immunda, 1881 nucleotides long. RefSeq lists its product as uncharacterized. The transcript is spliced from 3 exons. The coding region runs from base 137 to 1867 and encodes 576 amino acids. NCBI's taxonomy places the organism in Eukaryota, Fungi, Ascomycota, Eurotiomycetes, Chaetothyriales, Herpotrichiellaceae. The record is from RefSeq and is a predicted model, not a curated record.